AUGUCUUUCCAUCCUUCCGAUUCCACCACCCCAAACGUCUUCUACUCCCGCUCCCUCCAUGCCUUUCGAAGCUGCGUACAAUGCUCCUCCUCAGCACCGGCUUGCCCGACCUGCGACGAUGGGUACACCUGUACGAUGAUCAGUCAGUCUUGCACCCAGUGUGCGACCACCAAAUGUGUUAAGGCCGCUACCAGCGGGGACUCGGGGUCUUCGAGCAACAACUCGGGCGGUGGCGGUGGUACAGAUGCCGGGGCCAUCGCCGGGGGUGUGGUUGGCGGUGUUGCCUUUAUUGCCAUAGUCACCUUCUUGGUGUGGUGGUUCUUCAUUCGGAAGAAGCGCAAGGAGCAGCAAGCAUCCGAAGCCGAAAAGUCCAGCGUAGCUGCCGACACGACUCGACAAUCCAGAAAGUCCACCAACUCGAUCGCUUCGACCGUUCUUACUCGCGCUUCGAAUGUGAUUCAGAUCGCCUACAUCCCUGGGGUGACCAAUCGUUCGCCGCGCGAGACGCCCGGCAGUCUGGUGCCUCCCGUUCCACCGCUCCCUGGUGCCCACCCCGAUCAACACUUCUUCAUGCCCGGUGAUCUUCGUGAUUCUACCUGGUCCGACAUGUCGAACGAGCGUCGCAGUAUUGCCCCCAGUCUACGCAGCAGUGUUGCCACCACCAUUUACCGCAACAACGCCAUUGUCAGCCCGAUGCCCGCGCAGCAAGUGAUGCGCACGCGUGCAGCCGUGGUCAACAUCAAUGGCACCAGCGCGGAUGCACCAGCCGUGCCGGCGAUCACGCAAGCCCAGCUGGCCAAAGCCAAUCUCUCUGCAGCCGCCACCAACAGCUCCAUCGUGGCUCGGACAGUGACUGCCAAGCCCGUCAUGGUCCGCGGUUCGUCCAAGAAGAAGAAGGAAGCCACCACCACUCCAUCCGGCGUCCCAACCAUUGCGGAGAAGUCCGAAUCGACCAGUUCCAACGUAUCUCGGUCCGCGAGCACCAAGCAAACAGACACCACCCCUACUUCCGGGUUCGAUGCCAGUUCGUCCGAUGAGGAAGACACCAAGCGUUCUAGCCAAGCCCGUCGUGUCAGUGCUACCGAGGCCGCCAAAACCGACACGCAGUCGCGUCCAGCCACGGUGAUCGAAGAUUCACCCGCCGUCAGCCAGAGCCCGUUCCAAGAUCAACCCGGGGCCGAAGCCGGUGCUCGGACCUCCUCACUGCUCGAGACCCCAGAAGGGAUACGCUCGAAUCGAAGCAGCCGACACAUUCCGCCACGGGUAGAGAGUCCAUUCUCGGAUGCGAAUGAGGUGAAAUAA
This is a messenger RNA of Aspergillus saccharolyticus JOP 1030-1, 1302 nucleotides long. RefSeq lists its product as uncharacterized. Lineage: Eukaryota; Fungi; Ascomycota; Eurotiomycetes; Eurotiales; Aspergillaceae. The coding region runs from base 1 to 1302 and encodes 433 amino acids. The transcript has 2 exons. The record is from RefSeq and is a predicted model, not a curated record.